GACAUUUGGGAAUGUAACAUUAAGUUAUUUGCUUGUCUUGAAGCCAUAAACAUUCACAUUCACAUUGUAACAAUGAGUAAAGGAGGCAAGAGAUACUUCAACAAGAACAAGAGUCUAAACUGGGUUAUGCAUAUGCAGACACCCAAAACAGAACAAACCAGAGAACUGUGUACCAGUACAGGUUUCAUGCUGGCACAUGGGGUCCCUAAACCCCUGACACAAGGAGAAAAGAGAUAUCCCAAAAUAUUCAUUAAUCUUGAAAAGAAAACAGUGGGCAGAGACUAUACAUUAUCAAUGCAUGAUAAUCGUCCAACUCUGCAGGACACUAUUGAGGGGUAUGAUCAGGGCUUGGGGCGUAAGAAAUGUCUUGAUGAGAGACGACAGCAUAAUUCUCAUUUCCGUCUAUGCCAACAACACAACACCCUGCUUGGCUCAGGAAAGCAGGACCACUCUACGUAUCAGACCGACUUCCUGCCCAAACAGGAAACAGAGGCCACAGGAGCCACAAUUGCACGCCGCUUUCCUAAAAACCACUUAGCCCGGUCUCAAAUGAAUGCUUCAGCUCAGGCUGGGGAGUGCUUCAUGUGGUUUGGGAAACAUGACUGUUACCAGCACACUUCACUAAGUGUACUAGCCAAUAGCAACCUUUAA
This is a messenger RNA of Paramisgurnus dabryanus, 651 nucleotides long. RefSeq names its product testis expressed 36 (gene tex36). The record is from RefSeq and is a predicted model, not a curated record. Lineage: Eukaryota; Metazoa; Chordata; Actinopteri; Cypriniformes; Cobitidae.